Molecule: messenger RNA, 4573 nt
Organism: Saccostrea echinata
Lineage: Eukaryota; Metazoa; Mollusca; Bivalvia; Ostreida; Ostreidae
Product: TBC1 domain family member 2B-like
Exons: 19
Coding region: 110-3052 (980 amino acids)
Source: RefSeq, a predicted model, not a curated record
AUUCCUUGUUUUGUCAUGGGAACGAAUUUUUAAAUACAUUACAGAAGGUUUUCAUGUUUCUUUAAAAUGAAAUAUUUAGUUGUUUAAUGUGCCCACUUAGGAUUUAAUCAUGGACGAGAGGGAGGGCGGAGAUAAAAUGAAAGUACAAGGUACCUCAGCUGAUAACAAUGUAAACAGUGAUUCUGAGGUCAGUCUUACGAACUCAGGUGACAGAUCAAGUCAGAUGGAGUAUGAUAUUAAUCCUAGAUUGAAAGACAAAGCAGAAUCAGGGGGAAAAAAUAGCAAUGAAGAGGUGAACACUUCACUUCCUGAUUCUAAAAACGGCAAGCUCUGUGGAUGGCUUCAUAUAACGACCAACAAAGGCCCGCUGAAAUCUACUCGACUAAGGUGGUUUGCUUAUAGUGACACCAACAGCAGACUGUAUUAUUAUAGGAAUCCUCAUGAUUUUCUCCCACUUGGAGAGAUUGACAUUUCACAUGCCACAUUUUACUUUGAUGCUAGUAAGACGGAUAAACCUGGAGGAUUUGAGAUCAGAUCAGAAAACAAAGAUUACUUUCUAGAGGCACCAGAUCGACACGUAAUGAUGUUUUGGCUGCAGGAACUACAAAAUAGAAGGCGUAGUCACACCACUCAGAGGAACUCUCUUCCUAGACCAAAGACUCAUAGACCAGAUUCUUUGGGAGGAUUAUCAAGAGCUAAAUCAACCUCAGAGAAACAGGGGCAGUGUGAAACUCAAAAAGGUGAAAUUCCAGUAAUCCCUUCUUCAGAAAAACUUGGCAUCAGGCGAGCUUCUCUGGAUGAGUGGACAUCAUCAGCAGGAAAGCCAUCUAUGUGGAGAGCAUCAAAUCUCAAGUCGGAUAUCCAAGAUGUCAUGGUCAACAUCAAAAAACAAUCAGUUCAAGGCCGAAAAUCUGAUGCUUCUAACACUUCCUCACCAUCCCCAGCUGCAGAAGAUUGGACAAUUUUGGAUCAGUUCCCUACUCAGAGGUCCUCUGGUGACCUUUCACCUCCUAUGAGGCACCAAGGGAAAAUCAUUUCAGCAUUUAAUAAACUGAAGGUUGUCAGACGGUCCAAAACAGUUGAUGACCCUGCUAACCAACAAGGAAUAUGUUUCAGGUGUAAACAGCUUCAGAAUAAUAUUUCUGCACUGCAUGAGGAGCAACAGGGAACAGAAGAUGAACUUCAGGCCAACAGAGAAAUCGUCCGUCUGCUCCAGAAGGAAGUCGACAGUCUCAGGAAGGAAAUCCAAACAAGAUUUGAUGGGUUGAACCAGUCUGAUGAAGGGCUUCAUCAAAUGCUUAAGGAGAGGGAUAAACAUAUUGUAGAAUUGGAAUAUUGUUUGACCACAAUGAAUGAAGAAAAGGCCAUUGCUAGUCAGAAACAGAGAAUAACAGAAGAGGAAAUGAAAUCCUUGAAAGACCAGGUGACUAUGCUUCAGCACAUGUUGCAGGCUAAGGAUGAGGUCAUUGUUAAACUGACCAAUGAUAUGUUUGAGCUGGAGAAGAACAACAAUGACCCUCACUCCUGCCCCGCCCCUUCCAGCCCCACCAUCAGAAAGACAGUGGUGUUUGAUACAGACACCAGAGAGCUAGAGAAACUCAGGGAUAUGUGCCAAGCUUAUGAGUUACAGAACAAAUUCUUGACCAAAGAAAUUCUGGAGUUAAAUGAACUCAGGCAGAGUGAUGAUGAAAGACAUAAACGUCUAUUGAUGGAAAAUGCGAAUCUUGAAGGCAAGUUCUUACAGACCAAAAGUAAAUACCUCUAUCUGCUGCAAGAAAUGAAACAGCCUGUCAUGGAUGGAGACAGGAACUCGCAGGCAAUUAUUUCUCAGUUGUUGACGGAUGCCAUUCAGACAGAUGAUGAUUUAGAUGAAAAGAUGGGGGACCAUGAGUGUAUUCUCACUUCAAGUGGACAAGAGUAUGACAAGUAUGGCUUUGUUAGGAGAUUUGACUUUGAAAGUGGAGAGUUUGACCCUGUGACUUUGGAAGCUCAGAAACUGGAGAGAAAAUCAACAGAAGUCAGUGAUAAAAUCAAGAGACAGGACGAGGAACUCUCUCACCAGGUUAAGUGGGAGAACUUUAUGAUGGCUCAGACUGGCAAGCCCCUUGUACGCUCACAAGAACUCAAACUCAUGAUCCGUUCAGGUGUUCCACAUGAGUACAAGGAGGCCAUUUGGAAAGGAUGUGCAAACUUUUAUGUUGGAUCAAUCAGGGACAAACUAGGACCUCAUUAUUAUAAACAAAAUGUGGCCAAAUUUCAGUCUCGGUUUCAUGACCCAUCAGCAAAACAGAUAGAGCUAGAUUUGUUGAGAACUUUGCCCAACAACAGAUUUUAUGAGAACAUAGAAUCCCCUGGGAUAAGCAAGCUAAGGAAUGUUCUCUUGGCAUACAGUUGGCAUAACACAUUAAUAGGAUAUUGUCAGGGUAUGAACAGACUGGCAGCCAUUAUCCUGCUGUUUCUAAGUGAAGAGGAGGCAUUUUGGUGUUUGGUGGCCAUCAUUGAUUUUAUCAUGCCACAGGAUUACUACAGCAAGACAAUGUUGGCAGCUCAGGCAGAUCAGCGAGUGUUGAAGGACCUGAUUCAGGAAAAGCUCCCUCGUGUGGCCUCACACCUGGAGCAGCACUCAGUUGACCUUUCACUCUUCACCUUUAACUGGUUCCUGACUGUGUUUAUUGACAACAUUCCUAUUAACACAUUCCUCAGAAUCUGGGAUGCAUUCCUGUAUGAAGGGAGUAAAGUGCUGUUCCGAUUUGCCGUGGCAUUUUUCAAGUAUGUGGAAGAGGAUAUAUUGAAGAAGACGAGUACGCUGGAACUGAACCACUUCAUGAGGAUAAUGGGAGAAAAAAUCACAGAUGUCCAGAAAGUAGCACAGAUUGCAUUCCAUACAGUGAAUCCUUUUCCAAUGAGAGGCAUUGCAAGUAAAAGACAGUUCUACCUGACACAAGUUAGGGGAGAACUUACAGAGUUGGAUAAAAUCAGACAGGAAUUGUCUUCUAAGCAUUCAAACACUGAUGCCAGGGAUUAUGCCAGUGAAGAUGAUAUCGAUGAUUAGGGAUUUUCAAUCUACAGAAUAUCAGAAAAAAUGAACUAUUAUAUCAACAAUAUAUAUCAUAAGGUUUUUUUCCUUCUUUUGCAUAUCUCAAUAAAGUCUUCCACUAAAGAUAUUACAAAGCGUAUAUAGACAGAAAGAUGUCCAGAAUUAGAAUUUUUUGUAUGUACAAUUGUAUUACUUUAUAAACAGUGCGACACAAAUGGUUAAUCUGAUUGAGAAUAAGAGUUGUUGGUUGUACAACAAAAGGGUAAUUUUUAACAUAAUCAAUCUAGUCAAAAGAAAUUUUAUAUAUAUAUUUUUUUAGUUUUCAUAAAAGCCUACAAAAUUUAAGUUUACUUGUUUAUAUAAAAAUCAUAUUUAUGAAUGUUUUACCAAUUCUUGCCUUUAUACAAAUACUGUUAAACCAACUAUUAUUCACGACAUCUUUUAUUUGCGAUUCUUCAGUUUGGAAUUCAUCUGCGACUACUGAUUUUCGCAACUGAGGCAACAUUCUACAUAAAUACAUAGGUGAAUAAUUGGUUCGCAACUAGAAAUAUUCACUAAUGAAAGAAGGUCGCGAAUUUUCUCACUCGCGAAUAAAAGUUUGUUUACAGUAAUACACCUAAGACAUGCGGUUAUGGGUGAUAGUAAACAUGUUGCAAUGGAUAAUCAUAUGCAUGAUGUCAUGGAAAAUGAUGGUUACAUGUUUUUUGGGUAAUAAUCUGUACAUUGUUAUCGAUAGAUAAGUGUGUUUUUAUGGAUCAAGUUCUGCUGUGCAAUAUUUUUUUUGGUAUUUUUGUAACUGAAAUGUCAUUCCAGUUCUUAUUAUAUUACUUAAUUUAAAGUCUUUAGUUAUUAUUUGUUAUAUUUAUGAAAUAUUUUAGCUAGUGCUUUAUAUCAAAACAUUAUUUGAUGAAUGUGUCUGUAGACAACCUACUUAAUUAUUUUUAUAGAAACAUUUACAUUGGAUAUUAGAUGUGAUAAUUGAUGAGACAAUCAGUCACCAAAUUUAUACUGCCCAAAAUGUUCCUCUUUCCUGUAUUAUUUGAAAGUAUAUUUCUUGUAUGAUAUUAAUAAGAAAUGCAUACUGUAAACGUAUUACAUUUGGCUGUGCAUUCUAAUUAGCGCCUUUCGCGGAAAGCAGCUUCCGCUAAAUCAAGUACAUUGCUAAAUGUCUUAUGUAUGCAUAUUUAUAUAAGUAACUUUCAGAAGGUGCUAAAUCAAAUGUAUGCCAACUUGCUGAAAAAUCAAUUUCUGCCAAAUAUCGUACACGCCAAAUAAAAUACAUUUACAGUAUUGUGAGCAUUCAAAAUUAACUACCAGUAAUGUUUCAUAUAAGAACUUGAGUUAUUAUCUUUGCUUCUUUUUUCCUUUUGAAGAUAGAUAUCCUGGUAUUUGAACAUGUAUAUCAUUUGUUUUUACACUACAAAAAGAAUACACCCUUAAACUUACAUAUUAAAGCAUUCAAAAUAGUGUGCAUUCAUGCAUUUGAAAUGAUGUUUAAAUAUAUACCUUUUAACUUACAAUAUGAAUAAAGAACAA